Molecule: messenger RNA, 661 nt
Organism: Rhinolophus ferrumequinum (greater horseshoe bat)
Lineage: Eukaryota; Metazoa; Chordata; Mammalia; Chiroptera; Rhinolophidae
Gene: C9H6orf52
Product: chromosome 9 C6orf52 homolog
Exons: 5
Coding region: 90-569 (159 amino acids)
Biological process (GO): selenocysteine incorporation
Cellular component (GO): nucleus
Molecular function (GO): tRNA binding
Source: RefSeq, a predicted model, not a curated record
CAGCUCCUGGCCGGGGCGGGGUUCCUCGCCGUGUGGUGGUGUUAGUGUGGAUUCCUUUUUAAUGUGGGCUGUGUGAGGUUUCUGGAUAAAUGGCUGGACAGGAGAGUUUUGCAGGUUUUGACACAGCUCAACAAAAUAAUUAUUACUGGCGCUGGCAAAGAGUGAAGCCGGAGUUCCAGCCCCGCCAGGGUUACCCCUUCAUCAACUGGUAUGAGCAACAGCCCAGCUGUUGUCCUCUUUCUGGCUACAGCUGUGACUGUGCAGUGGGCAGAAAUGGACACAACCUUUCUGAGCGUGGGACCUCUGGACACCCAGCUAAAACUUCCAUUAGGCCUAAGGAAACCACAGCUCUGGCUGAAAACCAAGAUAAAGACCUACUAGAAGAUCCAAACCUUCAUAUGAAUACUGAGGAAUUAAACAAAGAGUUUAUGGUGAAAAGUGAAGAAAUCUACGACUCGCUCAUGAAUUGCCACUGGCAGCCUCUGGAUACAGUUGACUCUAAAAUCCCAAUCCCAGAUGAGACCCCACAGAAGCCAGAUGUUCAUGAAGCUAUCCGAUUAUCAUGUUAAUUGUAUCCUGUUUUGUUUUUGCUUUUCCAAAAACAAAAACAAAUUUUUUUUUUUCCCUAGGAAUGUACUGGCUUCUGCAUGUAAAUACAAAU